Scophthalmus maximus (turbot) is the source of this 1357-nucleotide messenger RNA. It is a transcript of the gene abhd10b, whose product is annotated as abhydrolase domain containing 10, depalmitoylase b. Gene Ontology annotation, molecular function: hydrolase activity, hydrolyzing O-glycosyl compounds; palmitoyl-(protein) hydrolase activity. Lineage: Eukaryota; Metazoa; Chordata; Actinopteri; Pleuronectiformes; Scophthalmidae. The record is from RefSeq and is a predicted model, not a curated record. The transcript is spliced from 5 exons. Gene Ontology annotation, biological process: protein depalmitoylation. Gene Ontology annotation, cellular component: mitochondrion. Bases 64 to 936 code for a protein of 290 amino acids.
UGACGCUAUAAGUACUUCGCUGACGUAACUCUCGCGAUACUUCCUCCGUGGUCGCGUAACAGUAUGGCAGCGGUCGCGCUGAGGUGCUGGCGCAGAGGACUUUCACAGAUUUGGAGUAAUGGAGGGCUCGCAGCUCUGUCUUCGAAGCGUCCGCAAGCAGACAGACGACACAAGUCCACGGUUCAGUUUGCUUCACGACCAGAUCUACCGAAGUUGGCCUACAGACGGGUGAAGGGGAAGAGCCCAGGUGUGGUCUUCCUGCCGGGAUAUGGCUCCAACAUGAAUGGACAGAAGGCCGAGUCCCUGGAGGAGUUCUGUAGGUCACUAGGGCACUCGUACCUUAGGUUUGACUACACGGGACAUGGGGCCUCAGAAGGGGUGCUGGCAGAAGGGUCUAUUGGUACCUGGAAAAAAGACGUCCUCUUUGUGUUGGAUGAGUUAGUAGAGGGGCCACAGAUAAUGGUGGGUUCCAGUGUAGGUGGUUGGCUCAUGCUGCUGGCAGCCAUUGCAAGACCAGAGAAGACGGCUGCACUGGUGGGCAUCUCCACCGCUGCUGAUCACAUUGUCAUGUCAUUCAACAGUCUUUCUCUGGAGGUACGCAAGGAGUUCGAGGAGAAGGGGGAGUGGACCGUGCCCAACAAACACUCGGAGGAUGGCGUUUUAAAGUUUAGCAUGAACUUUCUGCGCGAGGCAGAGAAUCACUGUGUGCUCCAGAGUCCCAUCCCCAUCACUUGUCCCGUGCGGCUCAUCCACGGGCUCAAAGACGAAGACGUCCCGUGGCACAUCUCCAUGCAGGUGGCGGAGCGUGUCCUCAGUCCCGACGUGGAUGUCAUCCUUCGGCGACAUGGCCAGCACCGCAUGUCCGAGAAGGAUGACAUCAAGCUCAUGGUCUACACUAUUGACGACCUCAUAGACAAGCUGACCACUCUGGUCUGAGCCUGAGAGGUUGCCGAGUUUAAGAGAAGGACUGAGUUUACUGUGAAGUCGACCCUCAAGGAAAUUACCAAACAAUGGCAUGUUUCUCUGCCAAAUAUGACGUUUUAUCCAUCUUUAUUAUUCUCCCUGUACUUCAUCUGUCAUUUCCACAUGCCGUCACAGUGCAAGCUUUGUCUAAAGGGAGCUCCCCUGCUGGCUGUUCCCUUUUAAUUUUCAGGUUGCAUUUGUGUGUGUGUGUUCCAGGUUGUGUUAUCGACUGUUGGUCAAACACUAUUAGGUCUGCCGUUGCUGUCGUCUCUGCCACUGUUCUUACUUUUUGACUGUUUUCUCUCCCUCUUUAAUUAGAUGCAUAGAUAUUUUGGUGCCUUUUUUUCAAAUCACUUUUCACCCAGUCUGGCCAAUAAAACCUCUGCACACCAGA